Messenger RNA from Penaeus vannamei (Pacific white shrimp), 905 nucleotides. NCBI's taxonomy places the organism in Eukaryota, Metazoa, Arthropoda, Malacostraca, Decapoda, Penaeidae. The record is from RefSeq and is a predicted model, not a curated record.
UACCCCACGGAUCCUUCGCCUGAAACCGAGGGUCCAUCGCCGUGUCCGGCUGGCUCCGUGGCCGAGUGUGACGUCACCGUCGGCCUGGAUAACGGGGAGGCGGCGCUGCUGUUCUCGAGGAGCGACGUCUACGAGUACGCGUGCAAGCAGACCUUCGCCCCCGUCGACCCGCGGGCAAACCUGACCUUCUCCUGCCAACAUUUCCGGCUGAAGUUCAACUGCUUUUUCGAGAGUCUCACGGUUCAUGUGGACGGGAAGGCCUCCGUGUUCUGCAUGGACGACCAAGUGGCGACCUCCGGGGGCGCAACAUCAGCCUCUCGUACGAGCGCAACGUCAUGGGCUUCAACGGCGGCUACGUGUGCGUGGUGUCGUGCCAAGGGCCUCCGCCGCCGCCGCCGUCCGAGGAGCCCGACUGCCCGGCCUGCGGCGUCACGGUUGCCAUGGAGACCAAGAAGAGCGUCAGCGCGGAUCAGAGGAUCGUCGGAGGCGUCAGCACGAAGAAGGGCGACUUCCCCUGGAUGGCUCACCUCAAGAUCACGGCGAGCCACUCCAUAGAGUACAUGUGUGGCGGUUCCCUCGUCACCGACUCACUCAUAAUCUCGGCUGCUCACUGCUUCGAAUACGACGUGCUGUACGUUGAUGUGACGCUGGGGAUGGUCGACACCAAGCUCAUGCUGGCGAGCGACCUGGUGAGGGUGCGGUCGACGGACUUCGCCAUGCACCCCGACUACGACGCCUACAACAUCUACAAUGACAUCGCCGUCAUCAAGCUGCCCAAAGCCGUCACUUUCACGGACGUCAUCAGGCCGAUCUGCUUGCCUGCGACGGCGGCGGCGAUGGAGGGGAGCGUCGCCACAGUUCUGACAGAAGAGAGUGACACGAGUGAAAAAACAAAGAAUCGAUGA